Messenger RNA from Oncorhynchus nerka (sockeye salmon), 3867 nucleotides. RefSeq names its product histone-arginine methyltransferase CARM1-like. The transcript has 17 exons. Gene Ontology annotation, molecular function: protein-arginine N-methyltransferase activity. NCBI's taxonomy places the organism in Eukaryota, Metazoa, Chordata, Actinopteri, Salmoniformes, Salmonidae. Gene Ontology annotation, biological process: peptidyl-arginine methylation. The coding region runs from base 400 to 2076 and encodes 558 amino acids. The record is from RefSeq and is a predicted model, not a curated record.
AACGUGCCAUUGGAACACAGGAGUAAUGGUUGCUGAUAAUGGGCCUCUGUACUCCUGUGUAGAUAUUCUAUUACAAAAUCAGUAGUUUCUAGCUGCAAUAGUCAUUUACAUUAGCAAUGUCUACACUGUAUUUCUGAUCAAUUGUUAUUUUAAUGGGCAAAAAAAAGCUUUACUUUCAAAAACAAGAACAUUUCUAAGUGACCGCAAACUUUUGAAUGGAGAUGUGUAUAUAUAUAUAUAUAUAUAUAAAUAUCACACACACACACAUUAUUGGACUACCCUCUGUCCCCCAGGUUUCAGAAACAAAGGCAGAUAGCCUUGGUAUUUCACAAGAUGCAGCUUCUGUUAUGCCCCGACUGACUGGGGGUGGCAGUAGCGAGCAGCACCGUAGUUUGCUUGAUGGUGAAGUCUGAGCCGACGAAGCAAAGUCAAGUAGCAAAGAUGGCGGUAUCGGUGUUUCCUUGUGUGCGGUUGCGGUCCAUCGGGGACGCGAACGGAGAGAUCCAGCGACACUCCGAGCAACAGCCCCUGAGGUUGGAGGUUAAAAGCACCCCAGACACGGCUCUCCUAAAUCUCUCCAAUAGCGAUGAGACAUCAGUCUUCAAGUGUUCGUUGUCCAGGGAAACGGAAUGCAGUCGUGUGGGGAAACAGUCAUUCAUCAUCACACUGGGCUGCAACAGUGUCCUGCUACAGUUCUCCACACCUGCAGAGUUUACUUCCUUCUAUAACAUUCUGAAGAGUUGCCGGGGCCACAAUGCAGAACACUCCGUCUUCAGUGACAGGACAGAAGAGUCCUCUGCCGUGCAAUACUUUCAGUUCUAUGGCUAUCUCUCUCAGCAGCAGAACAUGAUGCAGGACUAUGUUCGGACCGGAACCUACCAACGUGCCAUCCUUCAGAACCACGGUGACUUUAAGGACAAGGUGGUGUUAGAUGUGGGCUGUGGUUCAGGUAUUCUGUCGUUCUUUGCGGCGCAGGCCGGAGCAAGGAAGGUCUACGCUGUGGAGGCUAGCACCAUGGCCCAGCACGCAGAGGUGCUGGGAGAUGAGGGAGGGAGAGAGGAGGAUGCUGGAGAGUUACCUACACGCCAGAAGUUCCUCAAACCCAACGGUAACAUGUUCCCCACUCUAGGUGACGUCCACCUGGCUCCCUUCACAGACGAACAGUUAUACAUGGAACAGUUCACCAAGGCCAACUUCUGGUAUCAGCCAUCGUUCCAUGGUGUUGAUCUGUCAUCGCUGAGAGAAGCUGCAGUAGACGAGUACUUCAGACAACCCAUUGUGGACACCUUUGAUAUCCGUAUCCUCAUGUCCAAGUCUGUCAAAUACACCGUCAACUUCCUGGACGCGAAAGAGGGGGAUCUGCACAGGAUGGAGAUUCCCUUUAAGUUCCACAUGAUGACGUCAGGUCUGGUCCAUGGUCUGGCCUUCUGGUUUGACGUGGCUUUCAUCGGCUCAGCGGUAACAGUGUGGCUCUCCACCUCUCCUACGGAGCCUCUGACCCACUGGUACCAGGUCCGCUGUCUGCUCCAGUCCCCUCUCUUCACCAAGGCAGGAGACACCCUGUCUGGCACUGCAACGCUCAUCGCUAACAAGAGACAGAGCUAUGACAUCAGUAUGGUGGCCCAGGUGGACCAGACAGGAAGCAAGUCUAGCAACCUGCUGGAUCUCAAGAACCCCUUCUUCAGGUACACAGGCAGCACGUCAGCCCCGCCCCCAGGCUCUCACUACUCCUCCCCCUCAGAGAACAUGUGGAGCAAUGGAGGAGUCUACAACAUGAACCAGGGAGGGAUGCCUGCCGUGUAUGACCUCAGUACGGUCAUCGGUGGCGGCGGCUCCACCGUGUCUCACAACAAUCUCAUCCCUCUUGUGAACACAGGGGUAGUGAACCAUACAUCUUCUAGAGUUGGGUCUAUCAUGAGUACAGGCGUGGGCCAGGGAGUGACAACUGGACAAUCGGGGCCCGGCAACAGUCCUCAAUACCCAAUCAACAACAGCCAGUUCACCAUGGGCGGGCCUUCCAUCUCCAUGUCGUCUCCCAUGGCGAUGCCUAGCAACACUAUGCACUACGGGAGCUAAGACCUACCAACCGUCCAUAGCUCCCCCACCCCCCUCUUCUCUCCUACCCCCCCUCUUCUCUCCCACCCCCCCUCCUGGAAGGAAACCAAACUGGACUGAUAAUAUGGACGUGCCUCUCCUCCCUUCACCCCUCCGUUCUCUGGUUCCUGAUGUCUCCGGCCCAGUCCAGAAACAACUACACACUGAAAGGGUUGGAUAGGUUUAGGGCUGUCAAAUGUCCAGGUUCUCCAUUCUGGUUGGAGGAUUUCUGAUGUCCUACUUGUUCUGUCUGGAUUGCAACCGUUGAUGGUUUAAGUAAUGUUGCCUCAACACAUCCCCAUGAUCUCAACACAUCCCCAUGACCCCAACACAUCCCCGUGAUCUCAACACAUCCCCGUGACCUCAACACAUCCCCAUGACCUCAACACAUCCCCGUGACCUCAACACAUCCCCGUGACCUCAACACAUCCCCGUGACCUCAACACAUCCCCGUGACCUCAACACAUCCCCGUGACCUCAACACAUCCCCGUGACCUCAACACAUCCCCGUGACCUCAACACAUCCCCGUGACCUCAACACAUCCCCGUGACCUCAACACAUCCCCUUGACCUCAACACAUCCUCAACACAUCCCCUUGACCUCAACACAUCCCCAUGACCUCAACACAUCCCCUUGACCUCAACACAUCCCCGUGACCUCAACACAUCCCCGUGACCUCAACACAUCCCCGUGACCUCAACACAUCCCCGUGACCUCAACACAUCCCCUUGACCUCAACACAUCCCCUUGACCUCAACACAUCCUCAACACAUCCCCAUGACCUCAACACAUCCCCAUGACCUCAACACAUCCCCAUGACCUCAACACAUCCCCAUGACCUCAACACAUUCUGAGGCAGAGUGAAAGGUGUGUGCUUGUAACCAUUCUGUUUUAUGUAUUCACAACCCACAUAGAAACAUUUAGAAGGAUCUUAUGUACUUACUGUGGCUAUGGGGGUUUAGAAACGUACACACACAGUUGUAUUAUACACACACACACACACACACAGUUGUAUUAUACACACACACACACACACACACAGUUGUAUUAUACACACACACACACACACAGUUGUAUUAUACACACACACACACACACACACACACAGUUGUAUUAUAUACACACACACACACACAGUUGUAUUAUACACACACACACACACACAGUUGUAUUAUACACACACACACACACACAGUUGUAUUAUACACACACACACACACACAGUUGUAUUAUAUACACACACACACACACAGUUGUAUUAUAUACACACACACACACACAGUUGUAUUAUAUACACACACACACACACAGUUGUAUUAUAUACACACACACACACACAGUUGUAUUAUAUACACACACACACACACACAGUUGUAUUAUAUACACACAUACACGCACACACAGUUGUAUUAUAUACACACACAAACACAGUUGUAUUAUAUACACACACACACACAGUUGUAUUAUAUACACACACACACACACAGUUGUAUUAUAUACACACACACACACACACAGUUGUAUUAUACACACACACACACACACACAGUUGUAUUAUACACACACACACACAGUUGUAUUAUACACACACACACACACAAAGUUGUAUUAUACACACACACAAAGUUGUAUUAUACACACACACAGAGCCUCCUGCAGGACAGAAAGGACUUUGAGCUUCUGUGAAGUUUUAUCAGUCACUCCCAUCUUCCCCAGCCCGUCGCUUGUGACCCAACGUCCCGAUCAAUAAAUUCCUGAAUCCUAACCUUUCA